AUGAUCAGAUCGAACAGGAACCAGGACGACGAAAGAAGCUAUGGAGUGCCAGAGUUCGCACAGGCUGCCUUACCUGCCGUGUCCGACAUAUCAAAUGCGACGAAAGAAAGCCCGUCUGCGGGAGAUGCGUCGUCAGCAACAAGUCGUGCGAUUACCCGCAGCACCGCGCCGCUCCGACAGGCAGAGCUUCCACAAGCGGAUAUUAUGGAGGCUAUACGGUACUACUACAAGGUCUUCUUUCCUAGAAAGGACCUCGGCAUUUGCCUUGCAGAAUAG
Akanthomyces muscarius is the source of this 276-nucleotide messenger RNA. RefSeq lists its product as uncharacterized. The transcript has 5 exons. The record is from RefSeq and is a predicted model, not a curated record. The coding region runs from base 1 to 276 and encodes 91 amino acids. Lineage: Eukaryota; Fungi; Ascomycota; Sordariomycetes; Hypocreales; Cordycipitaceae.